Molecule: messenger RNA, 1406 nt
Organism: Aspergillus japonicus CBS 114.51
Lineage: Eukaryota; Fungi; Ascomycota; Eurotiomycetes; Eurotiales; Aspergillaceae
Product: sedoheptulose-7-phosphate:D-glyceraldehyde-3-phosphate transaldolase TAL1
Exons: 4
Coding region: 171-1145 (324 amino acids)
Biological process (GO): pentose-phosphate shunt; pentose-phosphate shunt, non-oxidative branch; carbohydrate metabolic process
Cellular component (GO): cytoplasm; intracellular anatomical structure
Molecular function (GO): transaldolase activity
Source: RefSeq, a predicted model, not a curated record
CCCCCCCUCCCUCCCACUCCCACUCCCACUUCGCUCUCCGCUGACUUCCCCUACUUAUUCUUACCCAAUCCCGCCUCUGAUCCUUUUCUUCUUUCUUCAAUCUAUCUAAAAAGUUCAUUUUACUCACUUCUAAUCUUCAACUCCCUACCUUCUCACACUCAUCUAUCACAAUGUCUUCCGCCCUCGAACAGCUCAAGGCCACCGGCACCGUCGUCGUUUGCGACUCCGGUGACUUCGCCACCAUUGGCAAGUACAAGCCCCAGGAUGCCACCACCAACCCCUCCCUCAUCCUGGCUGCCUCCAAGAAGCCCGAGUACGCCUCCCUGAUCGACAAGGCCGUCGAGCAGGGUAAGAAGGAGGGUAAGACCGUCGACGAGCAGGUCGACGCCACCCUCGACAACCUCCUCGUCGAGUUCGGCAAGGAGAUCCUCAAGAUCAUUCCCGGCAAGGUCUCCACUGAGGUCGAUGCCCGUUUCUCCUUCGACAAGCAGGCCUCCAUUGACAAGGCUCUGCACCUCAUCAAGCUCUACGAGAAGCAGGGUAUCUCCAAGGACCGUAUCCUGAUCAAGAUCGCCUCCACCUGGGAGGGUAUCAAGGCCGCUGAGGAGCUUCAGUCCAAGCACGGCAUCAACUGCAACCUUACCCUCAUGUUCUCCGAGGUUCAGGCCAUCGCCGCCGCCGAGGCCGGUGCCUACCUCAUCUCCCCCUUCGUUGGCCGUAUCCUCGACUGGUACAAGGCCGCCCACAAGCGCGACUACACCGCCCAGGAGGACCCCGGUGUCAAGUCCGUCCAGAAGAUCUUCAACUACUACAAGAAGUACGGCUACAAGACCAUCGUCAUGGGUGCCUCUUUCCGUAACACCGGUGAGAUCACCGAGCUGGCUGGCUGCGACUACUUGACCAUCUCCCCCAACCUCCUUGAGGACCUCUACAACUCCACCGAGGCCGUCCCCAAGAAGCUCGACGCCGCCGAUGCCGCCAAGCUCGACAUCCCCGAGCGCUCUUACAUCAAGGACGAGGCUCUCUUCCGCUUCGACUUCAACGAGGAGGCCAUGGCCGUCGAGAAGCUCCGCGAGGGUAUCUCCAAGUUCGCCGCCGACGCCGUCACCCUCAAGGACAUCCUCAAGUCCAAGAUCCAGGCAUAAAUGGAAUAACUUGUGUUUUCCGUUUUUCCCCCUGCGUUCUGGUUUUGCUGAUCUAAAUUGUGUGUGGCAGUAUGCAUGCGCGCGCAUUUUCUUUCAAAACUUUUCUUUGUGAUGACCCAUAUAUUAUUCCCACUUGUGUAAAGAAAAAUUUGAUGAUCAUGAUAAUUUGAUGAGUUUCGAAACAGUUCAGCUGGAUUUGGGCUGGGUAGAUACAAAAAUGAUGAUUGUCAUUUAGAGUGAGCGCUUUGGUAAAUUGACUGC